UCCGACGCGCCCAAAGUACCAAACUCGGUUACAACUAGUGCAGCAGUAAAAUGUCAAAAGUAGAAGUCGACUUUUCACUCUGGAGAGUCCAUUACCGCUUCCAUCUCCAAAUCCCGGAACACUACAAUCCUUCUCCGGAACACCUUAAUCCUGGCUCCUGACAUCUGGAAACGCCUCUUCCCCCCGCGAACCAGGCGGCCAAUCACCCUCCCCCAAUUCCAAAUCGGGAUAUCUCGGCCGUUUCGAGUCCCAAUCAAUUCCGGAAUGGAGAUAAACAUGUUCAGGCUCUGCUCCGGCCUCAAAGUCAUCGGUUACUUCAUGAUCCUCCUCGUCGCCGCCAUCAUCUCCGUCUCCUACUACGCCAUCGUCGUCGUCACUUGGGGCCCCGAGCUGCUCCGCGGCGGGGUCCACUCGUUUCUAGCUUUCUUCAUCAUCGUAAUGUUCCAUAUUCUGCUUGUAAUGUUACUGUGGAGUUACUUUAUGGUAGUCUUUAAAGAUCCUGGUUCUGUUCCGGAAAAUUGGAAACCUCUAAUAGAGGAGGAAAACUUAGAGGCUGGUAGUUCUCUGACUUUGUCAGAAAAUAUCGAACCUGAGGCAUUCACUUCAACACAAUCUUCAGAUGGACGAGAAAGAAGACCACAAGUAGGGUAUUGUAGUCGAUGCCAAAAUGGCAAGCCACCACGAUGCCAUCAUUGCUCUGUCUGCCAAAGAUGUGUACUUAAGAUGGAUCACCAUUGUGUUUGGGUGGUGAAUUGUGUUGGUGCACGCAACUACAAGUUUUUUCUUCUUUUCUUGCUUUAUACAUUUCUGGAGACAACAAUGGAUACCUUAGUUUUGCUGCCAAAUUUUAUCGAUUUCUUCUCUGAAGCCACGGAUCAUUCUGAAUCUCCUGGAAAUCUUGCAGUCAUUUUUUUGACAUUUGUGCUUAAUUUAGCCUUUGCACUGAGUCUUCUUUGUUUUGUGGUUAUGCAUGCGUCCCUUCUGUCAAGCAACACUACUACGGUUGAGGUUCAUGAAAAGAGAGGAGCAAUCAGAUGGAAGUACGACUUGGGCAGGAAGAAGAAUUUUGAGCAGGUUUUCGGCACGAAGAAGGCACUGUGGCUCUUACCACUGUUCUCAAAAGAGGAUUUAGACAACGUACCUGCCCUUCGGGGACUGGAGUUUCCGACACUUUCAGAUACUGAGGCUUGAUGCUUGGUGAAUUCCUAUACUUUUACCUCCCACCAGCCAUUUAGAUAUCUUUACGGACUCAUACAUGCUGAUUACAAUGGGUCUAAAAAGGUGUAUUACCCCGUGUCCAAUUUAGUCAACUUAGUCUAUAGUUAGGAGAGGAUUUAAAUUUGAGUCAUGGUUAUUUAUUUUUACUUUUAUACAUUGAAGAAAAAUUGGAUUCAGAAGGAUCACCCUAACAGGAAACUAGGAAAGUGAUUGCUUGGGGAAAAAACUCAGUUAGCUACCCAUCAAUUUUUUAUACAGAUUGUUCUUCUCCUCCAUGUCUUGUCCCUCGUCCAAACUACGUGUACCCCAAUUUCUUGGAUAUGGGAAAAAGGCUGUGCUUGAAGUAGUUGCGUCGAAGAUUUUAUACUGAGAUGUAUAAAUCUAUAUUGAUGUGUAGCUAAGUUUGCUCUACUUCCUCAAACUAUUCGUUGCUGGAAAUUGUAAUUGCCAGUAACUCAUUCACAUUGCACGGGAUGUUGAUGUAGACUUGGGGUGAUAAUUUGGAUGUCCAGUUGGCUGAAAAUUGGGUUUGAAGUUGUAAAUCACCAAAUAUUUGCUGAUCAUAAAUCAGGCGCAAGUGUGUUCCACUGGAUAAAGUUAGUUUUGAUUCA
Messenger RNA from Malus domestica (apple), 1829 nucleotides. RefSeq names its product probable protein S-acyltransferase 12. Gene Ontology annotation, molecular function: palmitoyltransferase activity. The record is from RefSeq and is a predicted model, not a curated record. NCBI's taxonomy places the organism in Eukaryota, Viridiplantae, Streptophyta, Magnoliopsida, Rosales, Rosaceae.